Messenger RNA from Bacillus rossius redtenbacheri, 4825 nucleotides. Its product is annotated as carboxylesterase 4A-like. The transcript has 12 exons. Lineage: Eukaryota; Metazoa; Arthropoda; Insecta; Phasmatodea; Bacillidae. Gene Ontology annotation, molecular function: serine hydrolase activity. The coding region runs from base 121 to 1890 and encodes 589 amino acids. The record is from RefSeq and is a predicted model, not a curated record.
CGGCCGCUCACGAGGACGCCAGCGUCGCGUCUGCCGGUCAUCGCCCCGUGGCGGCGUGUCUGAGACGCCCCGGCCCUUCUUCGGGAAGGAGGACUACGGCAUGCCUCCGUCGUGAGCGCCAUGUGGUGCGGGGUCCAGCUCGCCCUGGCGCUGCUGGCGGCGGCGGCGGGGGCGGGGGCCGCCCCCGAGGUGCUGCUGCCGGGGCUGGGGGCGGCGCGCGGCUCCUCCACCGCCUCCCGCUGGAGACGGCGCCCCGUCUUCCAGUUCCAGGGUCUGCCGUUCGCGCGGCCGCCGACGGGACGUCUCAGGUUCAAGCCUCCAGAACCACCAGUCCCAUGGGAUGGUGUUUUGGACGCCACAAAGUUCAAUCGGAAGUGUCCAACGUCACUGGUAGACUCUACAUACGACGUUUUAGACGUAAACGACACCGGACAUCCAGAGGACUGUCUCCACAUCAACGUGUAUACGCCCAGCCUGAACACGUCGGGCAGUGGGCUUCCCGUGAUGGUGUUCUUCCACGGGGGCUCAUUCAGGGUCGGCUCGGCCAGAGACUUCCGACCUGAGUUCCUCCUGGACAGGGACAUCCUGCUGGUGGUGCCUCAGUACAGGCUGGGCCCUCUAGGGUUCCUGUGCCUGCAGACUGAGGAUGUCCCGGGAAACGUGGGGCUGCUGGACCACAUCUCGGCGCUGCGGUGGGUCCAGAGCUACAUCCACCACUUUGGCGGGGACCCGGGCUCCGUCACCGUUUUCGGCCAGAGCGCCGGCGGCGCGUCGGUAACCCUGCUCAUGGUCAGCCCUCUGGUGGAGCAGGGCCUGUUCUCCCGGGUGAUCGCGCAGAGCGGCAGCGCCUAUGGCACGUGGGUCAUGGACCCGGAGCCCGUCGAGCACGCGCGCAGCAUCGCCACGCUGGCCAACUGCAGCCAGCAGAACCUCACCGAGCUGGCGAGCUGCCUCAGGGAGGUCGACACUCACGACCUGCUCAAUGCUCACUCCAGCUUCCUGUACAGGGACCUGAAGUCGGGUGGCCGUGGUACGGGAGGCAACCACGUGGUGGUCCAGGAGGAGUCUGUGGGCGCGCGCAGCCGCUUCCUGGUCGAGCAGCCCGCCGUCAGCUUCGCGCAGGGCCGCUUCCACCGGGUGCCACUCAUGGGUGGCGUCACCAAGCACGAGGGCAGUUUCAUCCUGGGCAACAUUUACGACAUAAUCCUGCAGACAAGGAAGCUCACUCACGAUUUCGAGUACUUGAGUCGAAACCUCACGAGGGAUACGCUUAGGUUCGGAGGCAUAGAAGACGCGACAGGCAUGGUGGAACAGGUUCUCGUGCAGAAGUACUUCCACAACGGGGAACUCGGCUACUUCGACAAGAUGACGCCUGGUCUCGUUGAUAUAUGCGGCGUGGCGCUCCUGAAGGCCUCCACGUUCCGCAUGGUGCAGGAGAACAGUCGCGCGCGGCCCAGCUACAUGUACUCCUUCAACUACCACGGCCGCCACACCAUGUUCGGCUACGGCGAGGAGGUGGACUACCCCUUCCCUGGAGGUGUGGCGCACUCGGACGACCUCAUCUACCUGUUCCCUCACGACGACAAGAACCUCAGCGGGCCGGAGCUGGCCGUGGCGAGGACCAUGGUGCAGCUGUGGACCAACUUCGCCGCCACGGGGUCCCCGGCGCCGGCGGAGGGAGUCCCCGCGUGGCCCCCCAUCGCGGACCAGAAGGGGCCCUACCUGCGCAUCGACGCGGCCAGCGCCGUCGGCGAGAACUUCCUGGACGAGUACCUGGCGGCGUCUCUGCAGGGCCUGGCCUACUCGUCGUCGUCGUCGUCGGCGGCGCCUUACUCUAGCGUCGCGGCGCUGGUAGCUCUGGUCGUCUCCUGCGGCGUCGCCCUCGUGUGACCUCCCCCCCCCCACCCCCCGACCCGGCGUCACCCGACGUCACCCGGCGAACAAGGACGUCGGCGGUCCCUUCCUCCGCGACUCUGCAAGACGGCGACUCCACAAGACGGGAUAUUUGCUAUAGGGACCGGAAAAAAAUUUUUUUCGCGGAUUUCAUUUUCGCGUUACGCUAGAAUCCAAACAACUGUAGGUACCUUCAUGAUGUUGCGUCUGUGAUUUGGCUCACAGUAUGUCUGAAUGGACUUUGAGCCAAUUGGUAGAGACCCGUGAAUUUCGCGGAUUCAUUUCGUGUUAUGCUAAAAUUCAAAUAAUUAUACCUUAGUGCUGCUUCUGUCAUUGGUUCACUGUUAAUGUGGAGGGACUGAGGGCCAAUUAGAGACCCUCACUCCUAGAAAUGUCGAAUCACAGGCCACCCAGUCGAGACGACUCACAAGUCAACAGCCAAUGAACAGUUGGCAUUUGCCCGAGUGUGUGGAGGAUAUUGGAGUCUAUCCUGGAGGUCAUUGAAUCCGCGAAAUUCACGGGUCUCUACCAUUGGGAAACAUUCAACCGAAAAGAAAAAAAGUAUCGAAUCGCAAGAUGCCCAAUUUUGACAGAUGUCAUGAGUCGAUAGCCAAUGAGCAAUUGGCGUUUGCCUGAGUGUUUUAGGGGGUUGUGGAGUCCAUCCUAGAGGUCACUGAAAGCGCAAAAUUUUCCAGUCUCUAUAUAUUGCUGGAGACCGGAAAAAUUCGCGAAUUUCAUUUUCGCGACAGGCUAAAAUACAAUUAGUUAUACCUUAGUGCUGCCUCUGCCUCUAUCGGCUCACAACUCCGCCUGGAUGACUCUGGACCAAUGAUAAACCACCCCAACCAAAACUUUGUCGAAUCACAGGCUGCUGCUUCGCUGGAACGUCUCACAAGCCAAUGAGAGGGUGGCAUUUGACCGAGUGUACGUAGAACUAUGGAGUUUCAUCCUGCAGGUCAUUGAACCCGCGAAUUUUUCCGGUCCCUAGAUAUUGCCACAAAAAAAAAAAACUGCGCGGUUGAGAAAUGCCAACAUCAAAAACUAAGUUUAGAAUACAGGGAAAACAUAAAAAUAUGUCUUUAACAUAAUUAAAAAAAGUAAUUUUAUAUCUAAACAUUCUUAGUUCAGAUUUCAUGGAAUGGUGUAUUAAAGGAGUGAGGUGUAUUGGGUAUUAACGGCAAAAUAUUAUACUUCUGAAUAGUUUUUGACAAUGUUGAAUUAUCUUGCGGUAGCAAUGAAACAGAGGCUAUGGUUUUUCAAAAUAUUCAAAUUUUCAACAUCGUGUUUUGGUUGUCCUUAAUUGUAAAAUAACUUAUCGUGAAAAUGUUUUGAUAAAUAAUCGCAGAAACUAACGACCAGAAAAAAAUAAAGUUUGCCAACAUUUACUUUCGAAAAGUUAAUGUUUUUAUUUAGGUUGUCAGGUUGCCUAUAAAUCCCGCAAAGUACCCUCAUUUCCAGAGUAUAUAAGAGCGUUAGCUGUAGCAUCGAGUUGCCAUUCUUUAGCUUCCUUCAUUUGUGCUUGUGACUGACUGACGUGUUAUUUUCCGCACAUGAAAGAAACUCACCCAAUCAUGGAACACACAGUUAGUUCAAUGUCUUUUUCGGAAAAAAAUAAAACCUGUUCCUAGGGAUAACACCUUGCAAUCUAGAAUUUAUUUUUCUAAAUUUAAAUGCAUUAAUCCUAAUUACUCGCACAUCAAUGAAUAAAUAACAUAUUUCCAAAGUUUUCUGCCCUGUUACCCUGUUACCGCCUAGUAGUAACGAAAACGCUCCAACAUGGAACUGCCGAAAAUAAUUUACUAAUGAAUUCAUGUAAGCAAUCACUGUUGAGACCACAAAUAUUGGCUUCAACCAAAGUGCAAAUCUUGAUACUGUGAUUUAAAAAAACAAAUCCAUAUGCACAGUAAGCUAUGGUCUGUUUGUAAAAAAAAAUAUUAACUGAAAUAGAGGGUUGUUAUCUACAUAUCGGUGACUUUCAUGCACUAACCAGUACACAAUUUAAAAUAUGGAACAUUAAAACUUCGUUCUAUCUAGUGUCUAAGUUACGGUAAAAAGAAUAAGGAAGAAUGGAAGGGGGAAGUGAGGGCUUCUCAUUCCCUCAGCGUACCUUCACUUUAUUUUCAUAUUUUCCAAUUUUAAUCGGAAAUUUGGAGGAUUCACUUGGUGUGACGUCAUCCAAAGUAUACACCUGUACCUGUAUAAUGAAACAUCAUAUUUCAUUAUGCAUUUAUUCAGUGGCUCAUUUCUUUAAAAUAUAGCACUCAUGUGUAAACACUGUACAACGUCUCUCUGUGUGGCUGUCUUCCACAAUCCAAUAGGCCACUUGCCAUUACAAACAUUAGCUUUCCCAUUGUUCGAAUCAACUGCGACCAGCGCGUUUCUAUCUUUAUGGUUUGCUUACGUGAUUGAUAUCGUGCAACUGUUAGCUCAUUGUCAGAAUAGUCGCGGACAGAUCGUUAAUUCUAUGCAACUUUGCGACAUUCCGAAAGUUCUGGUGCUUGUCCAUCUUUCAGCUAAAUAAGCCUGCGGGGUUUCCGACCCUUCACCCAUGUCUUGUACGGGCCCCGAUUUUCACAAACGGGCCAAAAAGGCAUUUUCCCAGAGCGCCAGUUUUUGAGGGGUGAUAAAGUAAGUAUGAUUUGCAAAAAAAAAAAAAAAAAAGAGGGAAGGGAAAAAUAAAUUUCUUAACGUAACAGUGAUGAAUUUAUUUUCAAAAAUACAUGUCAAGGGGAAAUUUUAGUGUAUACUAACUAUUGCAGUGCGCUGAAGAAAUAUCAGGUUUUCAUCAACCAAAUGCUCUAGAAAUAGAUUUAAACCUCGACUAACCACAUACAGUAUAAUAUAACCCAUGUUUUAUUACGGUAGUUAUUACAGCCGUAUAAAAUUGAAAUUGCCAUGUAUUAAUUUGAAAAUAAGAAAAAUAGACAAACAA